Protopterus annectens (West African lungfish) is the source of this 2678-nucleotide messenger RNA. RefSeq names its product PDZ domain containing 1 (gene PDZK1). Gene Ontology annotation, biological process: protein localization to plasma membrane. The record is from RefSeq and is a predicted model, not a curated record. The transcript has 9 exons. Gene Ontology annotation, molecular function: protein binding; protein-membrane adaptor activity. The coding region runs from base 185 to 2395 and encodes 736 amino acids. Lineage: Eukaryota; Metazoa; Chordata; Ceratodontiformes; Protopteridae. Gene Ontology annotation, cellular component: apical plasma membrane.
UCAUUAAAAAUGCCAAACAGGAGAGCUGAUAACCAUGAAAGCUGAGCUUUAGCCCAGGUUCUUGGUUAACUAAGUCAGCCUUUUUAUUAACCUUUGCUCAAAAGUUACAGAGUCCCAGUAAGAGAAGAGACGGGAAGCAAAAGGGAGAAGCUCAGUCCUGGUCAGAAGGGACAGAGAAUAGAAAAUGGCUUCCAGUCUCCCAACCCGUGUCUGCAAGCUAUCCAAGAAGGAAGGACAGAGUUUUGGAUUCUUUUUGCGAAUCGAACAAGGAAAAGAGGGACACCUAAUUCGUUGUAUUGAAAAGGGCGGUAUAGGAGAGAAGGCAGGACUCAAAGAUGGGGAUCGCAUUCUAAAAGUCAAUGAGACCUAUGUGGACCAGGAGGAACAUGCUAAGGUUGUAGAACUCGUUAGGAACAGUGGAAACUCUGUUACUUUCCUUGUACUGGCUGAGAAAGCAUAUGAAAAAGCAAAGAAGAAGGGAAUUAAAUUCCCAGAUGGAGGACAAAACAAGCCUUCAAACCAGACACAAGGGGAUAAAAGCAAGCCUUCAAAUCAGUCUCCAGAAGAACAAAGCAAACCAUCAAACCAAUCUCCCAUGCAGAAUGGAACGAUUGUGUCUGGACCAAAGCCACGACUCUGCUACCUUGUCAAAGAUGGAGGAUAUGGGUUUUCCCUUAAAACCUUGUCAGAGAAAAAGGGACUUUGCCUUGUUGAUGUGGCGCAGAAGAAGGUUGCUGACAAAGCUGGUGUCCAGGAGAAUGACCACCUGAUCGAAGUUAAUGGGCAGAAUGUGGAGACUGCAACGCAUGAGCAAGUGGUAGCAAAGAUAAAGGAAUCAGGGGACAGGCUGUUUCUGCUGGUAGCAGAUGGGGAAGUUGUCCAGUUUUAUGCCAACAAGAAGAUCAGAAUUAGAGGUGAAAUGGCCAGUGUGAAGCACCUACCAUUUCAGCCACGGGAAGUGGAGCUCAGUAAAGGAUCCGAUGGAUAUGGCUUCUUCCUGCGCUUGGAACGAGGACGAAAAGGUCACUUUAUCAAAGACAUUGAUCCUGGAACCCCAGCAGAAAAAGCAGGACUAAAGGAUGAUGAUCGAUUGGUGGCUGUUAAUGGAGACAAUGUAGAGUCCACUGAGCAUGAUGACGUAGUGGAGAAGAUCAGGAAGUGUGGUAAUAAAACGAAAUUACUUAUCGUGGAUAAGAAAGCUGAUGAGCUGUUUCAGAAGGCUGGCAUUUCUCCAAUGGUCUACUGGAAUGAAGUUCAAGAACCAAGCCCUGACUACGUGAUGACAGAAGUCCCACCAUAUCCCGAAGAAGAUCAAAUGAAAUACAAACCCAAACUCUGCUUUCUUGAGAAAAGCCCUGUUGGUUAUGGUUUCCAUAUGAAUGCUAUCCGAGGUACCUUAGGGCAAUUUAUUAAGGAGGUGAGUAAAGGAAGCCCUGCAGAGAAAGCUGGUCUAGAAGAUGAUGACAUUGUUGUGGAGGUGAAUGGCGUAAAUGUAGAGAAUAUGGCACACGAAGAUGCCGUGUUAGAAGUCAGGAAGACCAAGGGCAAACUGAGUAUGCUUGUGGCAAGCAAAGAUGCUUACAACUACUUCAAGGCAAAUAAGAUCCCCAUCACAGCUGCAUUAGCAGUAAAUCCAACAUCUGAUAUUGGCAAUGUCCCUGCAACUCCUCUCAGUGCUGCAAAUCCUGUCGCCAUAGCAACAGCUGCUGAAGGUCCUGCUGCACGUUCAGUUGCCCCUGCUGGCAUUGCUCCAGCCACAGAAGUGACUAAAACAGAAGACAUAAGCAACAAUGUAACUGAUCUUAAGAGAAAUGCUGGCAUCUGGGAGGAUGCUGAAACUGAAGAAGUAAGCAAAGUUCCAAAUGAACCACGUAGCAGAGCUGCUGAGAGGGAGGAUGUUGGUGCAGAAGAUGCAAGCAAUGAGCCAACUGAUCCCCAGAGCAGUGUUGCUGCAUGGAAGGCAGCAGUUGAAACAGAUAAUGAAAGUAGCAACUCACUUGAUCCAUAUAGUAGUGUCGCUGCCUUAGAUGCGAUUACUGACGAAGUAAUCGAAGAGCCACUUCUUCCCAGUCACAUGACCCCCUUAGAAAAAGACACAGUGGCUGACCAAAUCUCUGAUUCUCCUGCUCAGUCCAUAAGCCUCACCAGCAAUGUGACAACCUCAGAUGCUGAAAAACCAGUGCCAGAUACAAAUGAAAGCUCAGCACCUCCUAGUAGUUUGAAAGAGAAAUCAAAAGUGACAGACAUUCCAGAGAACAACAAAAACAUUCUAGAAGAAACAAAAGAGAAGAACACAUCGUCUGCAGAUGCUGCUGCGAUUGCAGCAGUAGCUGCUGCUGUUGCUGAUCACGAUGAUGACGAUGACAAAGACAAUGAUGACAACACCCAACUAUAAAGCAUCCUACGGCUCCAUUAGCCGUCAGUGUAUACCUCAUAGCAAUAGAUUUCCUGAUGUGACAGCCAUGUAUCUGUUCCUGUACAUGCUGAUAUCCACUGGGCUUCUCCUUUCAAAGAACAAUCUCAGGACAUUUAUUUCCUAGAAUGUCAUACAAUUUACAUCUUAUCAUCCUCUGAACAGGCAUCUCUCAUGUUGUAACACAUUGGAAAUAACAUUAGUAUGGUCUCAGUUGAUAAUGGAUGCACUUUAAUCAUCUUCACAAAACUGGUAAACCUCAGAA